UCCAUGGACAGGGUACAGGCGGAUCUGUCAGGACGAGUCAUUUAAAGGGACGAAAAACUUUCCGUGGCUUACUUACUUUAUAGAGAAGUUUGACAGGAAUUAGUUUAUUUUUUUGUUAAUGCAUUUUGAACAGUUCUCUAUUCGGACAUCACUGGGACUUUACUCUUUGAAUGGUUGAAAUGCAAGUCUUUGCAAUCUUUACACUGAGUGUUUGAACAGAUCCUGAUCCUGAUCCUUGGAUGUGAUCAUGCCGGUGAGGAAGAAAGAUACUCAGCGAGCGCUGAAACUGCUUGAAGAAUACAGGGCAAAACUCAACCUGGCGGAAGAUGCCCAGCUUCAACACUCCAUCGACAGAGUUAUCAGCGUAUUUCAGAGCUCGCUCUUCCAUGCCCUGAUAGAUAUCCAGGAAUUUUAUGAACUGUCCAUACAAGAGAAGCAGAACAAAUUUACAGCGCCCAUAAAACCAGCAGAGCCUUGUCCUACUGCUACAAAUUUUACAUCACAACCCAGCACUAAUAAGAAAUACAGAUAUCAAGAUGAGGACACCACCUCUCCACCAGAGCAUGGCUCAACCCGCCUGCCAGGGGACUUCCAGCCUCCCGAGUUGGUGCAGGUGUCGGAGAAAAACAUCUCCCAGAUCGAGAAUGUCCAUGGCUUUGUCUCUCAUUCGCACAUCUCCCCUAUGAAGGUAGAGUCUCUGGAGUGCGUUUUUGAGAGCUCGUCCCCAGUAGGAGGAGAGGAGGUGCCAGCCCCUGCCUUCUCCACGCUAUACUCACGCAAUGAGGCGCUCAUGCAGCAGGCAGAUGCCGUUCCUCCCCCUGCUCCCAUAAUCCCCGUGAUCCCUAUCGCGCCAGUCCCAGCUGAGACCACUGUCAUCCCUGCACCCACGUCACAGGCAAGCCCGGCCCCGGUGUUGGUAAACACAGACAGCAUUGACACUUCUCCCUAUGUGAGCCCAUAUGUAAAUGGAACAGAAGCUGAUUAUGAAUAUGAAGAAAUCACGCUUGAACGAGGAAACUCUGGUCUGGGUUUCAGUAUCGCGGGCGGCACAGAUAACCCUCACAUCGGGGAAGACCCGAGCAUUUUUAUCACUAAGAUUAUCCCAGGUGGAGCUGCUGCACAGGAUGGGAGGCUCAGGGUAAAUGACUGUAUCCUGCGGGUAAAUGAUGCGAACGUGAGAGACGUCACUCACAGUAGAGCCGUGGAGGCCCUGAAGGAAGCCGGCUGCAUCGUCAGGCUAUAUGUCAGAAGAAGAAAGCCCAGCGCUGAGAAAAUCGUGGACUUAAAACUUGUCAAAGGUCCCAAAGGUUUAGGCUUCAGUAUAGCUGGUGGAGUGGGAAACCAGCACAUUCCUGGAGACAACAGCAUCUAUGUCACUAAAGUCAUUGAAGGAGGCGCUGCCCAUAAAGAUGGCCGACUCCAGAUUGGGGAUAAACUUAUUGCUGUGAAUGUUGUUUGCCUUGAAGAGGUGACUCAUGAGGAUGCAGUCGCAGCCUUGAAAAACACGAGUGAUGUAGUCUUCUUAAAAGUGGCAAAACCCACCAGCGUGUUCAUGAACGACAGCUACGCGCCCCCUGACGUCACCAACUCCUACUCCCAGCACAUGGAGAAUCAUAUCAGCUCCCCGAGUUAUCUGAGCCAGCCCACAACUCCAGCCACGCCGUCACGCUUCUCCCCCAUCUCCAGUGGUUUGCUGGGAGACGACGAGAUCACAAGGGAACCCCGGAAGGUUGUGCUACACCGUGGCUCCACGGGGCUUGGCUUUAACAUUGUGGGUGGAGAGGAUGGAGAGGGCAUCUUCAUCUCUUUCAUCCUGGCUGGAGGACCUGCAGAUCUCUGUGGAGAACUCAGGAAGGGAGAUCGCAUCAUUUCUGUGAAUGGAGUGGAUCUCCGCAGUGCGACUCAUGAGCAGGCAGCUGCUGCUCUGAAGAAUGCAGGACAGACCGUCACCUUAGUGGUUCAGUACAGACCAGAGGAGUACAGCCGUUUUGAAGCUAAAAUCCAUGAUCUCCGGGAGCAGAUGAUGAACAGCAGUAUCAGUUCAGGCUCCGGCUCACUCCGCACCAGCCAGAAGAGGACACUCUACAUCAGAGCCCUGUUCGACUAUGACAGGACGAAGGACACUGGUCUCCCGAGUCAAGGAUUGAACUUCCACUUCGGGGACAUCCUCCACGUGCUGAAUGCUUCGGAUGAUGAGUGGUGGCAGGCUCGCCCUGUCACCGCUGAUGGAGAGGUGGAAGAGAUCGGAGUCAUUCCCAGCAAGAGGAGGGUGGAAAGAAAAGAGAGGGCCAGGUUAAAGACGGUCAAGUUCAACUCCAAGUCUCGGGACAAAGAGCAGUCGGUCAAUAGCAAGUGUAAAAAGCACAUCUUUACACAAAAAUUCCCCUUCUACAAGAUCAAGGAGCAGAGUGAGCAGGAAACAAGUGAUUUCGAGCAGCAUGUAACCUCUAACGCCAGUGAUAGUGAAAGUAGUUACCGUGGACAGGAUGAAUAUGUUCUAUCAUAUGAGUCAGUGGUUCAGCAGGAAGUGAAUUAUACUCGUCCUGUAAUUAUCCUGGGCCCUAUGAAGGACCGGAUCAACGAUGACCUGAUAUCAGAGUUUUCUCAUAAGUUUGGAUCCUGUGUCCCACAUACAACCAGAUCAAAGCGAGAAUAUGAGGUCGAUGGCAGAGAUUAUCACUUUGUCAUUUCCCGAGAACAAAUGGAGAAAGACAUCCAGGAUCACAAGUUUAUAGAGGCUGGCCAGUACAACAAUCAUCUGUAUGGCACAAGUGUACAAUCAGUGCGAGAGGUUGCGGAAAAGGGUAAACACUGCAUCCUUGACGUCUCCGGCAAUGCUAUCAAACGUCUCCACCUAGCACAGCUCUACCCGAUCGCUGUGUUCAUCAAACCAAAAUCAAUGGAAAAUAUUUUAGAAAUGAAUAAGAGGCUGACCGAGGAGCAGGCCAAGAAAACAUUUGACCGAGCUAUGAAGCUGGAACAGGAGUUUACAGAGCACUUCACUUCCAUUGUACAAGGCGACACCCUGGAGGAGAUCUACAACCAGGUUAAACAGAUCAUAGAAGAUCAGUCUGGACCGUACAUCUGGGUGCCAUCCAGGGAGAAAUUGUGAGAUGGCUAAAAUCAGAGAAAUCAUAAUCCCUUCUUCUUUUUUUUCUUCUUUUCCUUCUUUUUUUCGGGUGAGCUGAAAUAGGAAAUGCUCCAAAUAUCCGAGGACGUGCUUGUGAGAGUGGGCAGACAGCACAUCUUAUUAAGACUUGAUUCCAGGGAGAAGUGCUACGCCUAACCAGGGCCGAGAUUAUUCAGUAUAGUACAGCUUCCUUAAUGUUUAAGGCAGGUGAUCUUAUAGAUGGAAAAGAUUUUAAUGCAUAUACUUGGAUUUUGUUUGGAUUUUUUCUUUCUUUCGCAUAGCAGAGCAUAAAAAGUGCACUUGUGUACGAUCACUUGGAGCAAAAUUUUGCACGUUUCAGCACUAAAAGCAUGUUUUGGAUGGUUUUGUUCUAGUUAACCUACAUUGAUUUUUAUGUUUUUUCUUACACAUAUAUUUGAGCUUCAUUAACCACAGCCACAAUAUCUAUUUUCUUUUUCUCCCCCUAUCAUACUGUAUACUGCUUAUGAUCUUAUAAAAGGAUCAAAAGAUUUAACUUAUGCAAUUAUCCAGCUUUUAAACUGCACAAACUUGUGGAUGGUUCGAACGAUGACCUGGCACAAAAUCUGAUCUUGAUUGAAGGAUUCCUGGAUGUCCUCUGCAGAUCUGGGUGUUUAUGAGAGUAUAAAUUUGAGGUUUACAGUGGCAUGGCUGAAAAAUGUUGUUUAAAAUACAGGUGAAUGUUUUAUUUUCGGACAUAAAUUCACAAUGCAAAUCUAAAGAGAAUUUACUGUACACUGAGAUUUUAACAUGUAUUUAACCCUAAGUAUACUGCCUAUUUUGUUAUAAUAAAAAACUCUAUAUUGAACUUUAACUAAACUAAAAAUAUGGGAAUAAUUAUCUUUAUAUGGAAUAAUUAUAUGUAUGAAAAUAUAUCAGUCUAUAUAAAUAUAAAAAAAGAAUAUAUUUUCCCUUACUUUAACAAUCAUCUCUUGGUUGUUGUUGUUUUUUUUUCUUUUCUUUUUUUUUCAUGGCCCUUGGUGAAGUCGAACUUGGGCUGAUUGGGCAGUUUUUCAAAUGCAUUUGCUUAGCAGUUCAUUAUCCUUUGCCCUCUCUUCCAUGUGAAUCCUGUCUCACGUGGUGUGCAUGGUUUUAAAAGCAAUAGUAUUUAUAAAACGUGUGUAAUCAGUACAAAAACUGGAACACGCCUUUUGCAUUUGUGAAGAUGCCGGGUUUGUCGUUGAAAGUUACGCAGAAGCUUGUAAACCCCAUCCUUUAGAUACAGUGGUCACUAUUAGCUGGACAGAGGGUCCCCGAGGCUCUCCCAAACACAAGCCUUUAUUUCUCCACUCGAGGGCGCUCUCACAGAAUCCAGCUCUCACUUUCAUUCCCAUUCGGAGAUGAUUGUUUUUUAAAAAACUGACUCGCUUCCAUUGGACCACUGCUUUCUAACACAUUUUUGACUGGACAUUGUAAAUAUUCUGAUCUGAAUUAUUCCAUUGGUCAAACGACAAGAAGUGCUAAUAAACAAAUCACACACUGUUUUUUUUUAUUUUAUUUUAUUAUUUUAGUAAAUGCAUCUUUCUUUAUGUCAUCACAGGAUGAGCAUUUGCCAUUUCAAUACAAAGAUAAUAGGUCUAGUGAGGAACACGGUUAGAUUCUGUUUUGUUUUUUUCUACAUAACAGCGGUUUUGUGUUUAGAGAAUAUAAAUAUUGUUUUAUCUAAUAAAUGAUGUUGUUAACGAGGAAAUCUAGAUUUACUUUGAAUUUCUUAUGAUCACUCUCGAUCAUUUUCUCUUAUACAGUAUAGCGUGCUUGUAUGGAAUAGUCUGAUUAAAUAAAAAGUAAAAAUGUAUGAAUGCAUAAAAAGAAUCAUGUUUGCACGUACCAAAAAAAGGAGUAAAAUAAUUGGACAAAAAAAAAAAAAAAGGAAACAAUGAUUCACUGCGUAAUGAUAGUAAGGAUUAAAGAUUAGUCAGACACUAGGACGCUUUUUUGUGUUUAGCUUGCUUUCUCAUGAAGCUAUGCAUAUUUUACAUUUUCUCCCAGACCCAGCUUUAAAUUUAACAAGCAGUCUUGUUUCAUCGUUUACAAUUAAUCUGUAACUGUUCAAGAGUAUCUCUGCUUGCCCUGAUUCUGUGGACGUUUAUGAUGAUCUAAG
Molecule: messenger RNA, 5249 nt
Organism: Clarias gariepinus (North African catfish)
Lineage: Eukaryota; Metazoa; Chordata; Actinopteri; Siluriformes; Clariidae
Gene: dlg1a
Product: discs large MAGUK scaffold protein 1a
Exons: 26
Coding region: 248-3112 (954 amino acids)
Biological process (GO): chemical synaptic transmission; neurotransmitter receptor localization to postsynaptic specialization membrane
Cellular component (GO): postsynaptic density membrane; neuromuscular junction; neuron projection
Molecular function (GO): kinase binding
Source: RefSeq, a predicted model, not a curated record